Acytostelium subglobosum LB1 is the source of this 1506-nucleotide messenger RNA. RefSeq lists its product as hypothetical. The annotation marks the transcript as partial. NCBI's taxonomy places the organism in Eukaryota, Evosea, Eumycetozoa, Acytosteliales, Acytosteliaceae. The record is from RefSeq and is a predicted model, not a curated record. The transcript has a single exon.
AUAUUUGGACCAAGCAAUCCUUUGGUAUCAGGAUUGUUGCCACAGUCUAUUGUUGACCUGACAAUGAGUCAUUGUUAUAACAUGCCAAUCAUUCAAGGUGUACUGCCAUCGUCCUUGCUCACCUUUGCACUGGGCGACGACUUUAAUCAACCACUGGCACCAUCAACCCUGCCCCAGACUCUGACCAAACUUACAUUUGGAUACAACUUCAAUCAGCCGUUGCAGGCUUAUGUGCUUCCGCAGUCGCUCACUGAUCUUACAUUUGGUUAUCAGUUCAAUCAAUUGAUCGUGCCAGGCACACUGCCUCGAGAACUACGCAAGUUAGUGUUUGGACACAAUUACAAUCUUCCAUUGAUAGGCGCUACCUUGGAUAACAACAGCAGCACACAACGAGGCAGCCUUCCUCAAUCACUUACAACACUAAAGUUUGGCAAUGACUUUAACCAGACACUGACACCUGGCACUCUGCCCCAUAAGCUCUUAUCCGUUGAGUUUGGUAGUCUGUUCAAUCAACAAGUGGCACCGGGUACGCUUCCAUCAUCACUCAAAGUGCUAUUCUUCAACACGCGAUUCAAUCAACUUGUUCCCGCGGGAUCACUACCUGCUUCACUGGUACACCUAAGGUUUGGCUCAAACUUCAAUGAACAACUGGAACAAGGUGCUCUGCCACAUGGCUUGGCCAAGCUAGAGUUUGGUUUCUAUUUCAAUCAAACAAUCACACCAUUUACCUUCCCUCAGACGCUGACCAACCUCAGGUUUGGCUCCAAGUUUGAUCAGUUACUCACACCUGGACUGCUGCCUGCCUCAGUCAAGGUGCUCAACUUUGGCAAUCUUUUCAACAGCGUCAUACCCAUGAACUCGCUCCCGCCACACCUACUUAGAGUUGGCUUUGGAACAGAAUUUAAUCGACCUCUGCCACCUGGUACCCUUCCCCUAUCACUCACCAGUCUAAAGUUUGGUCGACGAUUCAAUCAAGAGUUGGGGCCGAACGUUUUGCCACCUGCUUUACAAGUGCUCAAGGUUGGCUGUGAGUUCAAUCAACAAACGUCACACCUUCCAAAGACACUCCGAUCAAUCACUGUUACCAACUAUCGCGCUCACCUCAGUCUUGUUCAACAGUGCUACACAUACAUCAGUAGGAUAAAAGUAUCCACAACGCCACAAACAAAUCUCUCUCCAACUCUAUCACCUUCAAAUGGAACGAUCCAAUCAUCGCCUCCAACACCCUCAUCACCAUCACCUCCCAUCAUACUCUCCAAUCCAAACCCUGGUCAACCAUUGAAGCUUAGAGAGCUUUACAUGUAUGGCUAUCUAAAGGACUUGAGCGAGUACCAGUACAUAGUUGGAUCACUCGCCAAACAACUGUUCAUUCCCAACAUUUACAUCUACCUUGACCUGAACAGCGAUAUCUUCAACUACUACUGCCGCAUCAUCGACCAAGACGUAUCACUAGUGCUGGACGAAAAGCAAUCCGGUGGCUUCAUCUCCACCAACAGUGUACUCCAA